This is a messenger RNA of Pelobates fuscus (common spadefoot toad), 1190 nucleotides long. It is a transcript of the gene SLC25A19, whose product is annotated as solute carrier family 25 member 19. The record is from RefSeq and is a predicted model, not a curated record. Bases 110 to 1132 code for a protein of 340 amino acids. Gene Ontology annotation, cellular component: mitochondrial inner membrane. Gene Ontology annotation, molecular function: thiamine transmembrane transporter activity. The transcript has 7 exons. Gene Ontology annotation, biological process: thiamine pyrophosphate transmembrane transport. Lineage: Eukaryota; Metazoa; Chordata; Amphibia; Anura; Pelobatidae.
UUGCGCAUGCGCUGCCGAGACGUUCUCCUGCGCAUGUGCGGACGCUUGCAGCCUGUUUGCAGACCCUGACAACCAGCGGUGGAGAGAUCGGGAGGUUCAUUGUUGGAGAAUGGUGGGUUAUGACCCUCGUUCAGACGGAAGACUUCUAUCAACAUCAGAAGUAGCCGCUGCGGGGUCUCUCUCUGGACUUGUCACAAGGGCACUGAUAAGCCCCCUGGAUGUCGUUAAAAUCCGCUUUCAGCUGCAAAUCGAAAGCUUCUCUGGGGAUGGCGUCCGGGGGAAAUACAGAGGAAUCCUCCAGGCAGCCGGGGUUAUUCUUCGAGAGGAAGGGCUCAAGGGAUUCUGGAAAGGACACAUCCCGGCUCAACUCCUUUCUGUCUCCUAUGGAGCCGUGCAGUUUGUAAGCUUCGAAAUGUUUACCGAAUUUUGUCACACCUCCAUGUCUUUGGAUCCCCGUUCCCCGUCAGUACAUUUUCUCUGUGGGGGGCUAUCUGCCUGCUCAGCCACUCUGACUGUGCAGCCCCUGGACACGCUGAGGACACGCUUCGCCGCUCAGGGGGAGCCCAAGGUGUACCAGAACCUACGUCAGGCCAUCGCCAUCAUGUACAAGACAGAGGGACUAUUCACAUUUUACCGUGGCCUCUUCCCUACCCUCAUUGCUGUGUUUCCAUAUGCCGGCCUCCAGUUUUCUUUCUACAAUCUGCUGAAGAGGACUUGGCAGCUGGUGGCACCGUCGGACCAGACAAAUAAACGGGGAAUAGAUAACUUUGGGAAUCUGCUGUGUGGCAGUGGCGCUGGUGUGAUCAGUAAGUCAGUAACUUAUCCUCUUGAUCUCAUCAAGAAGAGGCUUCAAGUCGGCGGCUUUGAGCAGGCGAGGCAAGCCUUUGGAGAGGUCCGAACGUACCGCGGACUUACAGACUGUUUGCGUCGGAUAAGACGGGAGGAAGGUCUACGAGGUUUAUUUAAAGGUCUAUCUCCCAGUUUACUGAAAGCUGCCGUUUCCACUGGACUCACUUUCUUCUCCUAUGAGAUGUUCUGCAGUCUGUUUCUAAACAUGAAGAGAGUCACAGAAAAUCACACCGAACAACACAAAGAAAUUCACAUCAAGGGAUCUUCAACAACUCCGAAAUAGCACCGACGGGGACAGAAAAUUGUACUGGAUACUACAACUCUGCCAGUCAACCAUUUCA